AUGAGUGAAACCCAACCCCAACCCACCGGGUCACCUCCCGCAACAAAGACCCUCACGGCCCGUUGCUACUGCAAAGCCGUCCACUUCACCCUCACCCUACCCACCUCCUCCCUCCCCCUCAAAGUCCACCUCUGCCACUGCAGCAUCUGCCGCUACACCCACGGAACUCUCUGCAUCUUCCACGCCCCCCUCCCCUCCGGCGUAUCCCCCUACUUCAUCGCGCCGUCCUCGCUAUCAUCCUCUCUCACGGCCUAUCGCCACGCAACAGCCUCGAGCACGCGGUACUUUUGCAGUACGUGUAGCUGCCACAUCGGAGACGUGGGCGUCGACGACGACGAGUGGGUUAUUUCGACGUCCAUCUUCGAUGCGAAUCAGGAUGACGUACCCGCUGUCUGGGACAUACGUACGCACGUCAACACAGCUUCGGCGCCCGGCGGGGGCUUAUAUGAAUGGCUUCCGCGUGUGAAUGGAAACGAACUAAAGAUCUGGAACCCCAAGACAGCUGAAUCCGAAGCCGCAGCAUCAACGACACACGGGCGAGAAGUCGGCGUAGACGGCGAAGAGGUCCUCCGCGCCCAAUGCCACUGCGGCGGCGUCUCCUUUACAAUCUCCCGCCCCAAGGCAUCCAUGCUCGAAGAUAAAGCCUACGGAGCCUGGCUUUCCCCCGUCGACGCCCGGAAAUGGCCUGCUUGUGUCGACGCAUGCGACAACUGCCGUCUGCAAACGGGCGCUCACGCCAUCGGAUGGGUUUGUAUCCCGGAAUCCUGCAUCACACCCUCCGUGCCGGAGGAUUUGCAGCUCGGCGGGACGGGUAAGACGUUCAAGUCGUCUGAGAACGUGUGGCGGUCGUUUUGCGGGACGUGUGGCGCGAGUGUGAUGGCGUAUUUUGGCGUUGACGGAAGGAGGCAGGAGAAUGGGGAGAGGUUGGUGAAUGUUGCUGCUGGGAUUUUGAGGGCGCCUGAGGGUGUUUUCGCGGAGAAGUGGGUUACAUGGAGGACGGGGCGGGUUGCGUGGGCGGAGAGCGGGAUGAGGUAUGAUGCUGGGUUGACGGAGGGGUUGGGGGUGGGGAUGGCGACAUGGGGGAGGGAGAGGCAUGGGGAGGCUUGGGAGUUCAAUAUUGGAUGA
Messenger RNA from Colletotrichum phormii, 1125 nucleotides. Its product is annotated as glutathione-dependent formaldehyde-activating enzyme. Gene Ontology annotation, molecular function: carbon-sulfur lyase activity. The transcript has a single exon. Bases 1 to 1125 code for a protein of 374 amino acids. Lineage: Eukaryota; Fungi; Ascomycota; Sordariomycetes; Glomerellales; Glomerellaceae. The record is from RefSeq and is a predicted model, not a curated record.